This is a messenger RNA of Bubalus bubalis (water buffalo), 1316 nucleotides long. RefSeq names its product olfactory receptor 52A1-like. Gene Ontology annotation, biological process: G protein-coupled receptor signaling pathway. NCBI's taxonomy places the organism in Eukaryota, Metazoa, Chordata, Mammalia, Artiodactyla, Bovidae. The record is from RefSeq and is a predicted model, not a curated record. Gene Ontology annotation, molecular function: olfactory receptor activity; G protein-coupled receptor activity. Bases 330 to 1316 code for a protein of 328 amino acids. The transcript has a single exon. Gene Ontology annotation, cellular component: membrane.
AAACAUAAAACAGUAUCCAGAAACUUUGGUCCAGACUUACCAAAUGUACACAGAUUUGAAUGAUCUUUUCUAAAACUCUUCCUUCAAGUUCUUCUGAAAAGACAUCUAGUUUUACACAUAGAUAGAUAAUAUAUAUCAUCAAUACAUAGACAAAUAUAUUUUGCUUUCUUUUACCUUUUAUAUGAUAUGUAUGAUAUGAUAUGAUAUUUUAUAUGAUAUUAUAUGAGGUGGAUGAUAUGAUCUGAGAGAUCUUCCAAAAGCAUACACACUCAAUAUGAUGACUUUGGAUGAAAAUAAGAAGUAGAAGAGGAAGUAGCAUGGACUGAGAUAUGUAUUUUGUUUGCAUCAUGAGACCCAAGGACACUAUGUCCAUUUACAACACCACAGUCUUCAUGCCUUCUGAGUUCACACUAAUAGGGAUCCCAGGCCUAGAGUCUGUGCAGUGCUGGAUUGGGAUUCCAUUUUGUGCCAUGUAUCUCAUGGCUAUGAUUGGAAACUCCUUGCUUCUCAUUAUCAUCAAAUCGGAACACAGUCUCCAUCAGCCCAUGUACAUUUUUCUAGGCAUGCUAGGAGUCACAGAUAUUGCUCUCAGCACAAGAAUUGUGCCCAAGAUGCUUGGAAUCUUCUGGUUUCAUGUAACAGAGAUAUAUUUUGAUUGUUGCCUGCUUCAAAUGUGGCUCAUUCACAUAUUUCAGGGCAUAGAGUCAGGCAUCUUGCUGGCCAUGGCUCUGGACCGCUAUGUAGCCAUCUGUUAUCCUCUCAGACAUGCUGCCAUCUUCUCUCACCAGUUAGUCACUCAAAUAGCAGCUAUGGUAACACUCAGGGCUGCCAUUCUUGUAGCACCAUGCCCAGUACUGAUAAAGUUUCGAUUACAAUUUUACCAUACAACAGUCAUCUCUCAUUCCUACUGUGAACAUAUGGCUGUUGUGAAACUGGCUGCAGAAAAUAUCAGGGUCAACAAAAUCUAUGGUUUGUUUGUGGCCUUCACUGUUGCUGGGCUUGACAUUGUAUUAAUCACGUUGUCCUACAUACAGAUAUUCAUCACAGUUUUUUGUCUGCCUCAGAAGGAGGCUAGGUUGAAAGCAUUCAACACUUGUGUCGCUCACAUCUGUGUCUUCCUCCAGUUCUACUCCCUUGGUUUCUUCUCCUUCUUUGCACAUAGAUUUGGUUCUCACAUCCCUCCUUAUAUUCACAUCCUCUUUUCUAGCACUUAUCUGCUAGUCCCUCCAUUUCUCAAUCCACUUGUCUAUGGUGCAAAGACCAAGCAGAUCUGUGUCCAUAUGGUAAAAAUAUUUUGUUCCAAAAAUUUACUGUGA